Cervus elaphus (red deer) is the source of this 2417-nucleotide messenger RNA. It is a transcript of the gene GLB1L, whose product is annotated as galactosidase beta 1 like. Bases 224 to 2248 code for a protein of 674 amino acids. The record is from RefSeq and is a predicted model, not a curated record. Gene Ontology annotation, molecular function: beta-galactosidase activity. The transcript is spliced from 17 exons. Gene Ontology annotation, biological process: carbohydrate metabolic process. Gene Ontology annotation, cellular component: vacuole. Lineage: Eukaryota; Metazoa; Chordata; Mammalia; Artiodactyla; Cervidae.
GAGGCCGGGGGCGGGUUAGGCCUGGGGGAGGACGGGUCCCAGGACCCGGGUGAGGGUUCCACACCUGGCCUGCAGUGGGGGUCAAGACGCAGGCACCUACGUCAAAAGGGAGCAAAGCCGGGCUCGGCCCGAGGCCCCCAGGACCUGUAUCUCCCAAUGCCAGAGGAAUCCGCCACGUGACGGUCGGACCACUGUCUCUGACUGGAAGAGCCCCGAAAGCGCCAUGGCUCCCGAGAAACCUCUCUGCCUUCCCUCCCUGCUGCUCCCACUCCUGACGCUGCUGCUGCCCCAGGCAGACACUCGGUCGUUCGUAGUGGAUCGGGACCAUAACAGAUUCCUCCUGGACGGGGCCCCGUUCCGCUACGUAUCUGGCAGCCUGCACUACUUUCGGGUACCGCGGGUACUUUGGGCAGACCGGCUUUUCAAGAUGCGAAUGAGUGGCCUCAACGUAGUACAGUUUUAUGUGCCCUGGAACUACCAUGAGCCAGAGCCUGGGGUCUAUAACUUUAAUGGCAGCCGUGACCUCUUUGCAUUUCUGAAAGAGGCAACUUUAGCCAACCUGUUGGUCAUACUGAGACCAGGACCUUACAUCUGUGCAGAGUGGGAGAUGGGGGGUCUCCCAGCCUGGUUGCUUCGAAAACCUAAAAUUCAUCUGAGAACCUCAGAUCCAGACUUCCUUGCCGCAGUGGACUCCUGGUUCAAGGUCUUGCUGCCCAGGAUAUAUCCAUGGCUCUACCACAAUGGGGGCAACAUCAUUAGCAUUCAGGUGGAGAAUGAAUAUGGUAGCUACAGAGCCUGCGACGUGAGCUACAUGAGGCACCUAGCUGGGCUCUUCCGAGCGCUGCUGGGAGACAAGAUCUUGCUCUUCACCACAGAUGGGCCUGAAGGACUCAAAUGUGGCUCCCUCCAGGGACUCUAUACCACUGUAGAUUUUGGCCCAGCUGACAACAUGACCAAGAUCUUUGGCCUGCUUCGGAAGUAUGAACCCCGUGGGCCCCUGGUGAACUCUGAGUACUACACAGGCUGGCUGGAUUACUGGGGCCAGAAUCACUCCACACGCUCUGUUCCAGCUGUAACCAAAGGACUAGAGAAAAUGCUCAAGUUGGGAGCCAGUGUGAACAUGUACAUGUUCCAUGGAGGUACCAACUUUGGAUACUGGAAUGGUGCUGAUGAGAAGGGACGCUUUCUUCCAAUUACUACCAGCUAUGACUACGACGCACCCAUAUCCGAAGCAGGGGACCCCACACCCAAGCUUUUUGCUAUUCGAAAUGUCAUCAGCAAGGUUAAGAACCCUGCACUAAGGUGUUGGAAUAGGGUUUCUUUGUGUGCUUUUCCUAUGGCUCCUGAGAGAAUUUGGGCUCAGUUCCAGGAAGUUCCCUUGGGACCUUUACCUCCCCCCAGCCCCAAGAUGAAGCUUGGACCUUUGACCCUACACCUGGAUGGGAAUUUGCUGGAUUUCUUAGACUUGCUAUGCCCCCAAGGGCCCAUUCAUUCAAUCUUGCCAAUGACCUUUGAGGCUGUCAACCAGGUCCAUGGCUAUAUGUUGUAUCGGACCUAUCUGACCUAUACUGUUUCUGAGCCAACACAACUCUGGGUGCCAAACAAUGGAGUCCAUGACCGUGCAUACGUGAUGGUGGAUGGGGUGUUUCAGGGUGUUUUGGAACGAAACAUGAAGCAUAACGUAUUUUUGACGGGGAAAGUAGGGGACAAACUGGAUGUCCUGCUGGAGAACAUGGGGAGGCUCAGUUUUGGGUCUAACAGCAGUGACUUCAAGGGCCUGUUACAGCCACCAAUUCUGGGGCAGACAAUCCUUACCCAGUGGAUGAUGUUCCCCCUGAAAGUUGAUAAUCUUGUCAAAUGGUGGUUUCCCAUCCAGCCACUGAAAAGCUCACAUCCUCAGGCCCCCUCUGGCCCCACCUUCUACUCUACCACCUUCCCAAUUUCAAACUCAGGCGGGGACACAUUUCUGUUUCUACCUGGAUGGACGAAGGGCCAAGUCUGGAUCAAUGGGUUUAACUUGGGCCGCUACUGGACAAAGCGGGGGCCGCAGCAGACCCUCUACGUGCCAAGACCCCUGCUGUUUCCCAGGGGAACCCACAACAGAAUCACGUUGCUGGAGCUAGAAAACGUGCCUCCUCAGCCCCAAAUCCAGUUCCUGGACAGGCCCAUCCUCAAUAGCACGAAACACAGGACCUACAUCUAUUUCCUCUCAGGUGCCUCUGAGCCAAUGGAGUUAAGUGGGCACUGAAGGAAAGGUAAUCCGUGGACCUGGGACGAGCGCAGUGAGCAGGAUCCCUUCAUGCUAGCCACGCUGACCGUAAGGAAACAAAGGCCACAGGCCUGAAUGGAAGUACGAGAGCAGUUUCCUUGCCAAACUUUAUUGUGAUUAAAGUUCCAGAGACAGUACCAGCUCCACA